CAGAACUCCCUCAAUUCUGAAACAGAGCUUUCCCAAUACUUCUUACAAGAUGGGGCGAGCCAAUUGUCACUCUCGGAGACUACCGUGACUGGAUCCAGUGAUGAAGAGCAGUUUCGGCCCAAGAGUCGGAGUAGUUCCCUAGAAGAGAGUCUUCUUUCUUCUGGCAUUCCAGCUACCAAAGAAUCCAGCCUGUGCAGUUCCCCGGCUACCGGCAAUAGCUCGCCGGGUCCUCUCAGCAAGCCAAGAGAGACAGCUGCUCGGCACGUUAGUUUCAGCGACAGCCCCAAAGGGGCCCAGUCUGCUUUCCAACGGCAGAGAAGGAUUGCUUUUUACGACGGAGAUGUGAGCGAUGAGGAUGACUUUGCCAAACAAGAUGGAGACUCAUUCCAAAGAGGGUCGAGGUCGAAAGGUCAAAGGAAAGGAGACCAUGACUGGAAUGUUUCCCCUGCGGUUCCUUCGGUGCAAAAUGGAGAUCCCAGCCAGGAGAAAGAAUCUGUGACAAAUACCUGCAGUGACUUAGCUGCUACCAGCUCUAGGAAUCUGACAGAGAGCAUUGGGGAGCAUCCAGCAGACAUCCCUUUUCUUCCAGCUAAAGAGCUUCAUCAUCUUCCGGAGCUUCAUCCCGGCUACUUGAACGUGAAGGACUUUCGAGAGGAACCGCUAGAAACGAAGAGGUCUCCUAAACUGGAACAUAAAGCAGUCACCCGAGUGAAAAGCCUGAUGAGUAUUGAAUACCACGGAGUCCCAAGGCCCAAGAACGAGGAGCAUGGUGCCUGCAGCAGAGCCGGUGGGAAGAUCCUCCCAUCCAUCCAGAAGAAUGAAGCUCAGGAGAUUCCCCUGGAGUACAGCCCUGUGGAAUCCAUUACUUUAUGCCGGGAUGAAAACGAGUCCUUUGGCCUGGACCUCGAAAUUCAUGCCAACCCUUUGCGCAUCGUCAUAACAGGCUUGCAACCAGGUGGAGCAGCUGAUAGGGCAUCCAUGGGAAGACUGGCUCCAAGAGAUGAGAUCCUUUCCAUCAAUGCUAUCCCCAUCUAUGGAUUCUCUUAUGAAGAAGCUUGUCAAUAUGUAAGCAGUCUUCCCACAUCCAUUACCCUGGACAUCCAGAAAGCCGUUUUGCAGGCCGACGAGGCAGUUCCGAAAGAAUCAAGCAAUGUUGUUAUGAUCAAAGAAGAAGACAGCUUUGCAUAUGAGAAAGAAUCUUUGGAAUCUCCUCUGGGUUGUAUGGCAGAAAGGAGAGGAUUGGCGUCUGAUGCUAAUGCUAAUACAGCAGAUCUUGCAGAAAUUCACUCUAUUCAGGACCCUUCUGUGGUGCUAUUAGGAGAGAUGGAUGACUUCUCUGGCCAAAGGAAUUUCCCAGAAGAAAAAGAUGGUGACUGUUUAUUAAUCAAGGACAGACCCACCAAGGAAAAUAGUUUUGAGAUGGCAGAAGAAGCUCCAAUUAAAAAUGAUCUUGUAGAAAGAGCUGUGAGUUCUGUUACCAAUACACAAGAGACCUUCGGCUUUUCUGUCCUGGAUUCCAUUAAUGCAAGGAAAAUUUUAACUGUAAACCAAAGCUGUCUCAGUACCUAUUCAAGGAAUUUUAGCAGCCUUAGUGAUGACCAUUUGCCCGAAAUGGAAACUAAGAGCAACACUAUUCCAAAAUCUAUGUACGCUGCUGCAGAAGAUUCCAGCUCAGACACAGAAUCCUUAGCCGAGAAUCCCGGAGACAGUUCAUCACUCUUACUAUCUAUUUGUGAUAAUCCCUUGGCAACUCAUAAACUGGUUGAAUCAGAUGAAGAGCAAAUAGAAAUCUGCAGUCUGAAUUAUGACCAACAUUGUGUUCAAAAACAGUCUCCCAUACAAACAUCCCAUCGUCCACCAAUUUACCAUUCUUUGAACAACGGUUUGCAGGCAGAAAGCAAAGUAGAAAUAGAUUCACUGGAAACAUCGAAUGGAAAAUUAAAAUUAGAAAAAUCGCACGUAUCGAAAAACUCCAGUUUAGAACAUACGGUUCCAUCAACUGCUUUUCAAAGUUCUCCAGAUGUUUCUUCACAAGCGGUAGAUGGUUUGGCUCAAGACGGGCCGGUCUGCUCUUCCAUUGAGAAUGGCUGUUCAAGGGGCGAAGGAGGAAAUUGCCUGCAGAAGCAAGGAAAUCUAAUGGAAACAUGUAAACAUUCUGUGCCGGAAAUACAUUCCUGUCUGACAGAAAAUAUCCAUAGCUGGGAUGGCAACAUGCUGGGCCAAGAUGAACUGUGGAAAACCCAACAGUUGCAGGUAGAAAAUGAUUUUGCGAUGGAUUGUGGAAGUAACGCAAUUGGUAGUCCUCCUGCUAUGAUGGGGAAAGGAACCAGUGAUUCAUCCCAAUUAAGAAGGACAGACAGCUAUUCUAUGAAGAGCACAAUACAAAAAAUAGUAAACAGUCCUAAAUCUCCCCUUUUGUCCAAACCAAAACAAUUGGGCAGGGUCUCUUCUGCUCACAAUUUACUAGGAAAAAAUGAAAAAGCAAACACUAUUAUCUCGAAACCCUUAAAUGCCAAAACACUGAAUUCCGGUCCAUGCAAGGGUUUUAGUGUUACAUACAGUCCCUCUUCUUCCCCUAAAUUACAACAUGAAGCUAAAGGCGGGCCACCAAAGAGUACGGUGGAAACUCUUUCAAAUAACCAACAAAACAAAGCAGGGCAUAAAGGAAAGCCCCUCAAUAUUAAGAACAAAGCCAGGGCUCAUUCUGACGCUCUUGGCCCUGCUGCUGCCAAAGCUGAGGGCACGGAUCAAAAAAAGAUCACCCUCCCUGCCCAAGGUUCACCCAGGCUCCUUUCAAAGAAAGGUUCCUCACUCCAUAACUUAGCCACACACCUGGAACCCCCCAGCAGGAGCCUCUCUAUGGGUUCUAAGAUAUUUCAGCAGCAGGAGGAAGUUCAGCCUGCUUUGCUGGAGCCCCAGACAUCCGCUCUGCCCGUGUUGAACGGUGGGAGCAGCGUUAUGAAAAAUAAAGAUAAAUCCACCGUCAAACCAAAAUUGGGCAGGGCCGGAAUAUCAGGAUCUCCUAAAAUGGAAAAAGAAGCACAGGUCAACAAGUGGGAAGUCACGAACAGCGAAAAAAGGGGAAGGGCUGGCAUAGAACCAAGAAACAGCCCUCCUAAGUCAAAUACGCCUUCUUCUGAAGCCGCCCCCAAGGCUUGUUGUCCGAACGACAGAACCGAAAACAAGGGGAUGAGUUUGAACUAUGAUGGAUUGGAAAUGAAGCCAUUAAAACCUGAUAAUGCUGGGCUUUUAAAAAAAGAGUCCUCCUGCCUUAUUUAUCCCCCUGCUCGGCAAGAGCAGACCAGCCAGGAAAUUCAGCGCACUUUCAUUGAAGUAAGGUUAUCUUCUUCCUCCUUCGUUCCUGACUUGCCCCUAGAGAAGAAAGAAGAGGACAAUAAGGCCCAUCAAUUCAGAAACAAGGCGCUGGAUUGCCGGCAGAGCACUUUCCAUAAGGAAGAUGCCCCCAGCGCAUUGAAACCUGUGACAAGGACCUAUUCAGUGCCAGCACAAUUAUCCAAUCAUUUAAGGGAAAACAGCAAUGAUGAUAGGGAUGAACCAGCCCAUCAUGUCCAGGAUAUCUUAGGUAAUCUUUCGAGUGCAAACCCUUCCAAUGCAGAGUUGGCCAUGUUGAAAGUUGUCCAGCUAAGUCUCAACAAUCAGGAUGCGAAAGCCACCUCGGCUGGUGUCCUGAAAUCCAGCAGUGACAAUGGCAGCCCCGUUGCCCAAAAACUGAAAAAGGGCAGGAGGAACUAUUACUACUACGAACUCAAUUGGCCACACGAUCCCGUUUCUUCUUUUUCUGUAAAGCAGCGAAUCAAAUCAUUUGAGAACCUGGCUAAUUUCGAUAGGCCGAUGGUCAAAGCCAUCGACCUCCAUUCCACCACCCUGAACUCUAAACUGCCCAUUGGCCGAAGAUUGUCCAGUGGCAUUUCUGCAGUUUCAGCUACCAGCGUGAAUGAUGCGGUCCAGGCCCUGCGACGGAGCUUGAGUUCCUACUGUGGAGGUGAAGCCCCAAUGUCUCCAAGGGUCACCAGAUCUUCAACCAGCUCGACAUUAACAAAUGUGCAACAGGAUUUCCCCAAGAGCAGCAAAGACGAUGGUCACAUGGAGAAGAGUGAAAGGCAUGCUUUUGAAGAACCAAUUAGUUUACCACCAACGGCCACCAAUGUCCGAAGAAGCAGAGCCUCAGGUGGACAUAUUAGACACAUGCCUUUGUCUCGUUCCAAACUCCGGGAGCUGAGAGCUCUGAGCAUGCCAGAUCUUGAUAAGCUCUGCAGUGAGGACUUCUCCAUGGAGUCUCAACCUUCGUCCAUCAAAACCGAGUUGCAUCUUCCGCCUGUUGUGAGAUCCCUCGAUGCUCCCAUUGAAAACAUUUCUAAGUUGAAUGAAUGCUCGGGAUUAUCCAGUCCUGGGAUGACAAGCAGGCAACCUUCCAAAGAAACCAGUCCUUGGAAUAGUGGCUCAGGAACUCCUGGUUCAACAUCUGAUGAGGAAGGGCUACAGUAUGAUGGUGGUCUGAAUAAAGGGAAGAGCUGGUCUAUCAGCUUGGAUGAACUAUUGGUUUCCUCUCUGGAUCAGCAGAAAUUGCAGUCCGUUUUGUCUUCAGUGACAGCGAAAAGCGAUAUUUCUUCUUUACUUCAGGAAAUCAAAGCACAAGCAGAGAGCAAAGAAGAUAUUUACUUUGUAGUCUUGAAUAAAGAGGAAGGUUCUGGCCUGGGAUUUAGCGUCGCAGGAGGAAUAGACCUGGAACAAAAAUCCAUCAUCGUCCAUCGGGUGUUUUCCAAAGGGGUGGCUUCCCAGGAGGGAAAAAUUCACCGUGGUGACCUCAUUCUUUCUAUCAAUGGCACUUGUUUGGCGGGUUCUGUCCAUGGAGAUGUCCUCAACGCACUCCAUCAGGCCAGACUCCAUAAAUACGCCAUCGUGGUCAUCAAGAAGGAGAAAGACAGAGGAAGAAUGCCUCCUCGGAGCAAUGAAAUGCCUACUUCUGAUAGGCCAACUUUGGUGGCUGCAGCUACUGGAGGUGAAGCAGGUCCAGGCGGAGACCUGAAUGGGGCCAUUUGUGUUGAACUUUUGAAGACUUCUGCUGGCCUGGGUUUCAGCCUGGAUGGUGGGAAAGCUUCAAUAUCUGGAGACAGGCCGUUGCUCAUCAAAAGAAUUUUUAAAGGUGGUGCUGCUGAACAAGCUGGAAAACUGGAAGCGGGUGAUGAAAUUCUUGCCAUCGGAGGAAAAUCCUUGCUCGGACUCAUGCACUACGAUGCGUGGAACAUCAUCAAGUCCGUCCCAGAGGGGCCCAUCCACCUGCUGAUCAGGAAGCAUCGGCCGCCGGAAUGAUGGAACCUGACCCCUGAAUUCCCGCUUCCCUUUUGAGCACAAUCUUUACCAGUUUUGUUUGCCAGGAGCCGGAAUGGUGGCAUCUGGGAUGUUUUUCUCCUAGGUCAGAAUGGUUUAAUCAGCUGAGAAACACCGAGAUACGUUGGCAAGACUGGUGUCGAGCGUCAAUAUGGUCAGGCAGCUACCCCACGUUUGGGCCUCCUUAGAGGUCCUAUGAGCACAGUUUGGUUCUCUGAAUUGCAAUUGACUUGUUCACGGAGAAAAGAUAAACAAACCAGAACGUAGCAGGAACUCAAGUCAUCACAGCAGUGGCUGCUGGCUGCACUGACCCUCUUGAUAGCAGGUGCAACAGUUCAUAAAAGCUGAGAUAUCUUCAAGAGAUUCCCCUAAACCCUGGAGCUGAUCAAGCAAGGAACCGAUUUAAUGUGUUCUUGUUUUGCAGAUGGUGUCCGUCUUUCCACCCUCACGGAAGGUGCCAUAAUUUCUUCCUUCUUCCUGAAUUCUUACUCAAUCUUUGCCACAGACGCUCGGAAGCAAUGCUUUG
Thamnophis sirtalis is the source of this 5875-nucleotide messenger RNA. Lineage: Eukaryota; Metazoa; Chordata; Lepidosauria; Squamata; Natricidae. The record is from RefSeq and is a predicted model, not a curated record.